This is a messenger RNA of Myzus persicae (green peach aphid), 1420 nucleotides long. RefSeq names its product protein FAM200A-like. The annotation marks the transcript as partial. The record is from RefSeq and is a predicted model, not a curated record. Lineage: Eukaryota; Metazoa; Arthropoda; Insecta; Hemiptera; Aphididae. The transcript is spliced from 3 exons.
AUGUGUACUUGGUCUCAUGUACAUCAACGUAUUAAAGAGCAUGAACAGAGUCUUGUUCAUAAUCAUUCUACUGAAGCUUAUUUCAUGGAUUAUAAAGAAUGCAGUAUUGAUCAUCUUUUGUUUAGAGACCAAAAAAAAUCAAGAAAUGAAAUGGUAAAAAAGAAACGUCAAGUGCUUGAACGUGUCAUUGAUAUUGUGAAACUUAUUGGGAAAAGGGGGCUAAGCUAUAGAGGAAGCAUACACGAAGCUGCAUAUACCUUAGAUGACCCAUCAUUAGACCAUGGAAAUUUUUUAGAAAUACUUUUAUUACUUAAAAAAUUUGAUAUUGUGUUGAGUGAUCAUUUAGACUAUGUUAUAAAAAAAGUAAAAUGUCUCAUCAGUCUGUCUAUAAGUGAAGAAGUUAUAGAAGCACAAAUGUUUGCUAUUGAACUUGAUACUACACAAGACAUAUCUGUAAAAGAUCAGUGUGCAAUUGUUGUACGCUACGUUAAUUCAGAUGGAAUACAUGAGAAACUGUUAGCUAUGGUUAACUGUACAGAUAGCUCUGGAUUAGGUAUGUUUGAACUUUUAAAAAAAGUUUUGUUAGAAAAUGGUCUGAAAGUAGAAAAUUGUAUUGCCAAUGCUACUGAUGGAGCUGCAUCAAUGCAAGGACAGUAUAAUGGAUUUUCUGCGUGGCUAUCUAGUGUAUCGCCAGGACAAAUUCAUGUGUGGUGUUAUAGUCACAUACUAAAUUUAGUCCUUUCUGAUGUGACAAAGUCACCACUUUCUGCUGCAUCAUUAUUUUGCCUAUUAAACAGAUUAGCAGUCUUUUUUAGGGAUUCUUAUCAGCGUAUGGCAGUUUGGGACAAGAAUUUGAGCUCUAACAUAAGGCAUAAAAGGCUUAAAAUGAUCGGUGAAACAAGAUGGUGGGCAAAAGAGGAAGCACUUAGAAAAGUAUUUGGUUCUUCGGAUAGUGAUCAAAAUGCUUUUUAUGUUGAGGUUUUAGUAUCUUUGUGUGAUAUUGAAGAUACAACUAAAUAUUCACCAGACAUAAGAUCUAAAGCCAAGGGAUUAAAAGAAUCACUUCUACAGUAUUCUACUUUACUAACUGCAUUUUUAUACCUAAGAAUUUUCAAAAUUACAACUCCUUUGUCCAAAUAUUUUCAAACUAGUGGCAUGGAUAUACAUAAAUCCCAGCAAAUGGUGAAUGGAGCUUUAGAACAGUUAAAAUUGAAAAAAAAAAAACAUUUUGAAUCAGUUGAAGAUGACCCUAUUAGCGAUCCAUAUUUAAAAUUCAAAGUAGAAGUGUACAAUGUUGUAAUGGAUGGGGUAGUUAGUAGUAUGGAAGUAGUAUGUGUUUGGGGAGUUUGGCUCCAUUUUUACAGGGAGAUGAAAAAAAAUCAAGGGAACAAAUUCCCCUUACAGUGCAUCCAAUCUCCCU